AUGAAUAAAAGAAAAGAUGAAAGGAUGAAGUUCCGUGAGAGACGACACCCUAUAUACAAAGGAGUAAGACAAAGAAACGGAAAAUGGGUGUGUGAGCUACGACAACCUAACAACAAAACUCGUCGUGUUUGGCUUGGAACAUUUUCUCACCCCGACAUGGCAGCUAAAGCUUAUGAUGUUGCAGCUUUAGCUUUCAAAGGUGAAGCUGCUUCCUUAAAUUUCCCUAACUCAGCCACCUCUUUGCCGCGUCUUAGUUCACAAACUUCUUCUAUUAGGUUGUUUUGGGACGAGGAAGAGGUUUUCAACAUGCCGGGUUUGAUAAACAGUAUGGCUGAAGGGUUAGUUAUGACACCACCGGCGUUGCAGAGAGGCUUCAAUUGGAUUGAUGGGGAAACUACUAUGGACUUAACUUUGUGGAAAAAUUGA
Messenger RNA from Vicia faba (fava bean), 426 nucleotides. Lineage: Eukaryota; Viridiplantae; Streptophyta; Magnoliopsida; Fabales; Fabaceae. The record is from the annotation of a GenBank genome assembly.